AUGCUUACCCCCGAACAGUGGAUCCAAGAUGCCAAAGCGACCGGUGGCAGCUCUGGUGGAGUGAAGCGCAAGGGACGUCGCAGGAUUGCAUCUCACCCCUCAAGUGACACGUCGUCGACCCAGGGUAGCAGAGCUUCCGCGGGUAAUGAGGGGUUUGCCCUCGGCUCUGAACGCGGUGCUCACCGGGAGAGCCUGACAACCUCGGUGUUGUCGACUCCGUUUGUUGCGCCUUCGCCGACGUACUCGACUAUUACGGCGCAGAAUACGGGCCUUCUUAGUGAUGCUGACUCUAAGUGGUUGGAGACUUUGUAUCGGGAAGGUUUUGAAGCUGUGUUUGGGUCUUGGAUGGGGAGAUAUAGCUGCCCUUUCUUGUUUGGACAUAACCUCGCCGACAAGUAUGUCAGCAUCUCGGAUCUAUGCUGCCAUCUCGAUGGAUGCAUGGCAGAUGCUACUACAAAUAACGGGCAGUCACCAGGGAGAGGGAGCCAAAGGUGUUGUCUGAUUGAGCAAUCUCUUCAGAGCACUAUUGCCUCAUUCUCUGCACGAUGGCUGCCCAUUAGCUCUCGAACCGCACUUUCAGACAAUGAUCACCGUCUGCUUGUUCAAGCUCUUUGGCGGCAUGCACGGAGAGAUAUGCUUAGAAUCAUCAACAGGCCUUCCUACCGCUCAAUGCUAUCCCUGCUUUUAUUUGCUUUGACUCCGAUUCCAGAUGGGAUCUCGGAGGAGGAAGAAGCCGAUGGUAUCUCAGGACAAGCUUGUGUACACACAGCUUUGCAACAGAUCCAAACUCUGAGGGCUCGACAAAAGAAUCUCCAGUUCAGUGGCUCCAAGGUCUCACCAUCACUCAAGUCACAAGGCAUAGUCACAACACCAGAGUCAAUCGAGACAUCAGGCUUCAUCAAUGCAGAGAGCACUGCAUACUGGGCCGCCUUGACGUUUGAUACCUCGGCUUCCUUGACCCUCAACUGUCGCCCACUGCUUUCUUCAGGCUUAUUUGGAUUCGAGUCUGAACUGCCGUGGCGACUAGUCAGAACAUGUGCCAAAAUGUUUGACGAGACUGCACAGCAUUGGAGUCGAGGAAGUUCUGACAUGACGGACGAGAGGGCGAACCAGAUCAUCGCUGCCGGAGCAUCUUGGAAGUUGUUGGGGUGGAAGUUGACUGCCAUCUUUAAAGAGGCUCUCCGGGAUGGGCAUGAUGAGUCUGAAGUUCGCAAGGCCUAUUUGGCUGUGGUGGACUCCAUCAAGCAGUUUGGUACAGUCUAUCGUCCACUUUUGGAUGAGUGUCACAAGCGGAUGCAGUUUCUUGGGCAGCAAACCAAGCUCCGAUGGUUUUCUCUCAUGCUUCACUACCAUCUUAGCAUCCUGAUGCUCGUCGAUGUAAUGGAGGUUACGGAUCGCCAUGACCUACUGGCUGAUAUAGCAGACAUCAGCACAGACGCCGAAAACACUGUCAUGAAUACCUUGGCAUUUGGUCUGCACAAUACCUUUACAUUGAGGCGUCCACCGGAUCCGGAUACCCUUGGCCAAGAAGGAGUUCGGGAGACAACCUUUACGGUUCCGAUCGUAUCCAUAGACCCCUAUCCACACCAUGCUGUUGCAGGUGUGCAGCUUUUACGGAAGGCUAUCGACAGAGACUUUGGGGUUGGAAAGAUAACGGAUGAGACGUAUCAAAGCUUGCUAUCCACGCUGGAGCGAACGCUGAAGCAUCUUCCACAGAGCUCCAAGUCUACCUCGGUCACUUUGAUCGGGGCGGGCACCCAAGGCAGGCGUCUUGCAUUCAUGUGGUCAAGUAGAGGAAACGACGUUCAUCUCGUUGAUGGCCAAGAAAGUCAACUCGAGGCCAGCCAGAAAGCUAUCGACGGCUUCCGAAAAGACGCUGGAAAGAAAAACGGCCAAUGGGGAAGGAUCAUCACACAUUCACCAGAAACAUUGUGCGAAGCACUCAAAACAGCAUGGCUUGUUGUGGAGAAAGUGAUCGUGGAGUUGGAUUCUCUAGCAGGAGAGGACACAAUCAUUGCUUCCAACCCUAGUAGCUACUCUUGUUCUGAGAUACUGGAGGGUAUCACCCUGAAGAAUGAACGCCGCUUUCUGAGCGCCCACUCUUAUUGGCCUCCUGAGACUCCAGAGAUUGAAAUCAUGGGGCACAAAACUACCAACCCCGCUUACAUCCCCUUGAUGAUGGAGCAAUGCAAGGCACAUGGAUUUUCUCCCUUCGAAGUCAAGCGGCCAUCCAUGGGCUACAUCUACAACCGUAUCUGGGCGGCCAUCAAGAGGGAAGCCCUCCUUGCGGCAUCAGAAGGAGUUGCAACUCCAGAAGAAAUCGAUGCCAUGUUCAAAGGGGUUCUCAAGACACCCAAAGGUCCCUUUGAGCAGAUGGAUGUUGUUGGCCUGGAUGUGGUUCUGGACAUUGAGCAACACUACGCUGAUGCUCGAGGAGACAUUCCUAGUGCGCCUCGUGAGUAUCUUCAGAAGUUCCUCCAGAACGGUCAUCUUGGCGUUAAGAGUGGUCGCGGUUUCUAUGAUUACGGGUCAUAG
Messenger RNA from Fusarium vanettenii 77-13-4, 2535 nucleotides. RefSeq lists its product as uncharacterized. The coding region runs from base 1 to 2535 and encodes 844 amino acids. The record is from RefSeq and is a predicted model, not a curated record. The transcript has 9 exons. Gene Ontology annotation, molecular function: oxidoreductase activity, acting on the CH-OH group of donors, NAD or NADP as acceptor; NAD+ binding. Gene Ontology annotation, biological process: fatty acid metabolic process. NCBI's taxonomy places the organism in Eukaryota, Fungi, Ascomycota, Sordariomycetes, Hypocreales, Nectriaceae.